Molecule: messenger RNA, 2869 nt
Organism: Prunus persica (peach)
Lineage: Eukaryota; Viridiplantae; Streptophyta; Magnoliopsida; Rosales; Rosaceae
Exons: 13
Coding region: 370-2571 (733 amino acids)
Biological process (GO): DNA damage response
Source: RefSeq, a predicted model, not a curated record
GUUUAUCUAGUUUGGUUAAAUGCAAAUGAAUUGAUUAAGUUGUUUUAAUUCAUCUUUUUGGGUUAAAUGCAAAUUAAUUGAUUAUUAUUAUUUUUUCUUAAGUCAGGUUAAUUUUUCUCGGUGAAGAGGUAAAAAUAGGAAGAAAAAAGAAGAAGAGGUAAAACAGAAAAAGGAGAAAAAAGAAAGAAAGAAAAAAAAACAGCUCAACCAAGCAGCUAAAAAGAUGAAACAAAAAACCCGUACGGGGUUUGGUUUUGCCUUAUGAAAAGUCUCUUGCCUGUAGUUACUCCAACUCAAACGAUCAUCGACGCAUAAAGUGUGAGUUUGUGAGUGGUUUGAAAAUUGAGUGUGUGCAGAAGAGUGAAGACGAUGAGCGAAGAGCGAUUAGAAGAAGACUGGGACACAGAUUUCUUGGAGCAAUUGAUCCAAGUAGAAGAGCAAGCCCUCUCUUCUCAGCACCCCAAACCUCCCAAACCUCCUCCUCAACCCCCCCAUUUGCUGCCGUCUUCUUCUCACUCCAAUCCCAUUAGGGCCAUUACCUACUCCCCUCCGCGAGAGCUCACUCAGAGGUCCUCUUCCAAUGGCAUUUCCCAUUCUGCUCCUCCUCCUCCUCCUCCUUCUUCUUCCAGUAGCUGCCCUGAGCUUGAGAAAGAACUCGAAAUUGCCCGCUUGAAGAGGGAGCUAGGACAUGUCUCGGAGAAGCUUUUGCAUUUGGAAAAAGAGUCCUCUGAACUAAGGAAGGAAAAUGACAAAAAAGAUAAACAGCUUAGACUUGUAACUUCAAUGAAUGAAAAGAAAGAUGCAGCUGCUAGGAACUCUGAGAGUACAAAUUUGUCCCUUGGCAGCAGGAAAUCUGGAGAUGUCCUGGUCAAUCAUGAGGUUUCUCGACAAUUUCAAUCUGCAAUGUGUUCAAGUGAUCAGCCUGGCUCUCGUAUUAAUACUGAUGUGCGAACCUCUAAAGCCACAGGCGUUCAAACUGAUGAAAUUGGUGCUGUUCCCCAAGCACUCUCACAUGAUGAUCUGCGGACAUAUGAUGACCUCUCCAAGAAAUUACUAGCUAUCUGGGGCUCUCCAAAUGAGCAAGAAUUGGGAAGAAAUCUAAUUUGCAAUUUGCUUAUGGAUUGCCAAACAGAUUUCCAUUUUCUUUUUGGGUGCAUUGGUAUGAAAAUGCCGUCCAAAUUAACAAUGGACAAGCUGGGAGAUGAUAGCUCUUCUAUUGCAGCUUCAAAGUACUAUUCACAAAUGUCUCAUACUCAUACUCCAGAAGCUGAAAUGGUGUCUCAUCUUUAUUCUGUCUUGACCAAGGCUAAAAGUGGGAUGGUAAAGUUGGAGGAUUUAUUUCAACCAUUAGUCAACCUCUGUGGUCUUGAAAAUGUUAUCAUUGUUCAGGCGUCUCUACAUAUACUGCAUGUGUAUCUGAAGCACCUGAUUAGUCUGGAAAGGAAAUUCGAGGGAAGGGUCAAUGUCAUGAUUGAAGGACUUCACUGUAGAAACAAGAUUGUAAAUCCUCAUGGAUCUGAAGGUGCAAAUAAAGGAGCCUUGUUUUGUGUGAACAUGGAUCAGAUGUCUUAUGCAUGCUCACUUGGAAUGAAAUUUUCGUAUCCCGAAACUCAAAGCAAGAAUGGAAUUUGGAAUAAUGGCAUUGCAACUUUGUUUUCUCAUAUAGACUGGGUUUCUCUCUUUGAGGUGAUCCUACAAACUGCCAUGAAGAAUUCAAAACCAGGUGUAAGGCUAGAAGCAGUCUCUAUUAUGAAUAUGAUUAUAAUGAGAAGUAAUCCCUUUAUUGAGAGGGAAAAGUUUGGCCAGACACUGGUGUUUGAAAUUCUUUCACAUUUGCUUACAAAAGCAGCUGGUUUUGAGGUGCGAAUACAAGCCGUGCAACUUCUAUAUAUGCUACUGAAUUGUCCUAAAAUACUGGUCAAGUUCUGUUCAUAUUAUAAAGAUGGGAAGGGUGCUGGUGCUAUGGAUGGUGAUGUAGGAGAUGCUUCAGCUUACCAGAAGUAUAGUAUGAUCCUUCAAGGAUUGGCAGAUUGUAUAACUUGCUGUGGAAAUGGUUUACAGGAACUGAAACUUCGCAGAAAUUCUAUUCUUUUGCUGGCUUUCCUAUCCUCAUCUGAAAAAUCUGGCUUCGAAAUACUUGUGGCUUACAAGCUCUAUCAAGAUGCAAACUUUCUAAUGUUGAUUUUACAAGUUUUGAUAUCAGAGGUAGAUAUAGAAGUAGCAGUUAAUGCUGAUCAUGCACAGGUUUUCAAAGAGAGGCUUCUUUCUGCAUCUUGCAAGGAAUACAUGUCAUGUGUCUCUGUGGAGACCUUGCUGAUGCGGGAGGCUCUAAUACUACUUAACAGGCUGGUAUCAAACCCGACGUAUUCUGCUACUGUCUUGCGUUUAUUAACAAAGAGCAGAGACAUGGCCAGCUUGACCAUCGAUGUUGCAAACAGGUUGUCCAGGAAAGACCAGAUAUGUGACAAGUUUGAUGGCACUGCAAGGCAGAUGCGGGAGUCUGAAAUUGUAGACCUAGCUCGAGUGUUUAAGAAAAGGGUGUUCACAUAUUUAGGAGAUAACCUAUCAUAAAAGGUCUUGUGCCCGUUUGGUUAAUUUUUUUGUAUAUUUGUAUGUAUCAACAGUAGACAUGCAAACAGUUGUCAUCAGCUGUAGAGUGCAAAGUCUGGUGGUAGAGUUAGGUACGGUCAUUCUUUAGACGGUUAGACCCUCAGCUGGAAAUUUUUUGAUACACCAGCACUGGUUACUCAGUUGGAAAAUUUUGACAGGUAUCGGUGGAUAAUAGAUACGAUUCCAUAUUACCUUUGUAAUGAUCAAAUUCCUCCUUAAAGAAAAAGAAAUGUAGCUUCUACUGGUUAUUUUGGUACUA